AUGCUAAUCCAAGACUGCCGCCUUCUCUGGCGUUUCAUCAUCCAGAUCUACGAAUGCGGAACCAAGCUAGGGAAGUUAGAGGGAGAGGCGCAGCUGCAGGAGGCCAAGAAAGAUUUGAUCGAGAUCUUGAAGCUCCUGGAGGCGGAGCUGGGCGACAAGAAAUACUUAGGCGGCGACACCUUUGGCUUGGUCGACAUUGCACUGGUCCCCUUCUACUCCUGGUUCUACUCCUACGAGAACUUCGGCGGCUUCACCAUCGAAGCGGAGGCGCCGAAGUUGGUGGCUACGCUGCAGGGAGAGGGAGAGCGUUGGAAAGAAUCUCCUCCACCCGCACAAAGUCUACGAGGUCCUCUGUCACGUGUGGAAGAAGCAUGCAGCCGAGUGAGGAAUAUUCGUUCUAUUUGGAUUGGAGCAAUCUGGUAUCGUAUUCGCUCCGCGUGCCGGCUCGGUUGCAUGCAGCAGCACCGGCUGCGUUGGUUUGCCUCUUCUCUUUUCAGAAAAUAA
Messenger RNA from Zingiber officinale, 504 nucleotides. RefSeq names its product glutathione S-transferase U28-like. The transcript has a single exon. Gene Ontology annotation, molecular function: glutathione transferase activity. The record is from RefSeq and is a predicted model, not a curated record. The coding region runs from base 1 to 504 and encodes 167 amino acids. Lineage: Eukaryota; Viridiplantae; Streptophyta; Magnoliopsida; Zingiberales; Zingiberaceae. Gene Ontology annotation, biological process: glutathione metabolic process.